Molecule: messenger RNA, 2852 nt
Organism: Ruditapes philippinarum (Manila clam)
Lineage: Eukaryota; Metazoa; Mollusca; Bivalvia; Venerida; Veneridae
Product: protein PFC0760c-like
Exons: 9
Coding region: 61-2682 (873 amino acids)
Source: RefSeq, a predicted model, not a curated record
AUUGUUCAUUGACAAUAUAACUUAACGCUAACAUUAAUUUAUUCUAUUCUUAAAGGAAUAAUGGAUAUACGUUUAAUAGUUUUAUGGAUCUCAUGCAUAGUAAAAACUAAAGGAAGUUUCUAUGUCACAGAAGUAUCUUCAACAUGGAAGGACAGUGGUAAUGAAUGCAAAAUUGCAACCCCAUCUUUAUCUUUCACAGCUGACGGUGUACAUAUUGACAGUGAAGGUCUGAACGAUAUAGUUCCCGCUGAAAAGGGCGUCUGGGUUGGAUAUUACCGAAUACAAAACUCCUUUGAUUACAUUGGUUGUAUGCCAUUGCAUACUUACACAUUUGACGAAACAAAAAUUGAGAGGGUCAACCAAGCAAGUCCCGGAAUGUGUUACAAAUUAUGCCAAUAUGGAUUAUAUAUUGGCAUUUUCCAAAACCAGUGUUAUUGCUUCCAAUCAAAUGAGAAUAAUUAUGUGACAAAUCAAACAUCCUGCAAUUUACAAUGUGAUGGUCAGAUUGGACCUGUCUGCGGAGGUUUGCUUGAAAAUGGAUUAAAGUUUAUGUCGCUCUAUAAACAUAAUCCCCUUGCUAAAACAAGACAUGAAAACGAGAUUGAAGGUGCAUUUUGUCUUAAGAUAAAACCAAAGUCCAGAGAGUAUCACUGGUCAAACUGUUCUCAGCAUUUAAAAAAUCUUUGUAAUUUUGAAGGAACAUAUUUACCUGUUUCUUCACCUGCAAAUCUGAUAUCAUGGAGUGACAAUUUCAAUGAUUGUAUCCAGAAUCGUGGUGUGGCAGUGUCAUUUCAAACCGACAUUGACAUGAUACUAGAAGAAAAUUAUCAACUAGAUAUUGCUGUUAAACUAAAGGAUUAUGAUCAGUUUUGGACGAAUGUGAUACGAAGUCCAGUCAUAAUAUCUUUUAGAGCUAAUGAUGAAUUCGACCAAAACACUUUCAGGAAUGAAAUCGGAAUUGAUUAUGGAUAUAUUAUGAAACGCAAUGGUACAAUCUUGCUAAAGUUUUCCGGAAGUCCUGACGAAAAGCGUUAUAUUCUCUGUACAAAAGAGACAGAAGUGGCAGUCAUUUUCACUAUUGUUAUUUUAUUAUUUGCUAUCCUAGCUGUCGUGUUAGCUGCAGUAAUAAUCAAGAGAAGAAAUAUAGUUAGGUUAUGGCUAAGGUAUUCUUCAAAAACCGUUUAUCGAUGUAGCAAAAACAAGUUGACUGUUUCUACAGGCACAGUGGUUAACACCGAGGAACCACAUGUCGUUGAUACCAACGUACCAACGGAUCAGAAUAUUUCCGUUCAGCUACAUGUUUCAGUUGAUAUACAUGCGGACCAAUUUGAAAAUAACUAUUACGACACGACAUUUAAGAAGGAAGGUGGUUCAUAUGAUGGAAGUGAUGAUGUCUACAGUAAAGGGAAAACAGAAAAUAACUCUGCCUAUGACAAUACCCUCAGUCAAAAUAGAAAAUUGAUAUGUAUAUCUGAACAUUCAUAUAAUAGCAUGAUAGUAGUAUCCUCGAGGUUUAAAGAAAACAUCGAAAACCUUAAUACUGAAGGAAAAACUGCAACAGCAAAUCUGCAGACGAAACCCAAUGGUAUCACUGAAAUUGUACAAAGUGACAAUGAACUCGAUAGCAAAGAAUUUGAGAUGAAGUCACUGACAGAAAUUGAUAAAGAAAAACCAAACAUUUAUGAUGAAUAUGUUGCAAUUAAAGCUGAGAGGCCUACCACAAAUGAUAAUUGUGAAGUCGUACUAACUGAUGUUGCAGUUGAAGAUGGGGAAUAUGUUGGCAUUAAAGCUGGGAUGCCAAUCGAUAAUUGUGAAGUCGCACUUACAGAUGAUACAGUAGAAGCUGAUAUCUCUACAGCUGAAAAGCAACAAAAUGAUGAUACAUAUGAUGACGUAGAAUGUCAUAUAUCUGUGUCGAAUGGAUAUUGUAUAAACCUUCACAAACCUGAUAUUUUGCAUAAGGAAAAUGAUGGUAGAAUUGGUGCUAAAAAAUGUGUGAUGUCAGCAUUAAAUGAUAAAUGUGAGCAUAUGAAAAGUAGAAGUAAUGGUGAUAAUGACCUGUUAGACAACGAAGACGUGAAAAGUAACGGUUCGCCUGAAUCUAAUGAUGAUGGACAAGAACAUCACGAUGAAGGUGAAUAUGUUGCAAUUCAGCCUGAAACACCUGUUGUAAAUAGGCAUAGUCAGUAUUGGAAAAGUGAAGACUUUGAUGUACUUUCUGACUAUACCCUACAAAAUGACGAUACGUAUGAUGAUGUAGAAUUUAUUCAUCAAUCGCAAGAAACUUGCAAAAAUCUACAACAUAAUGGCGAAUGUGGUGAAGUAACAUUCAAAAUGCCUGCCAUAAAUAAAAGUUGUGGUGAAAAUGUGAAAGAUGAGGAGUCUGAUCAUCGAAACUUGCAAAUCGACGACAUGUAUGAUGAUAUUGAAUUUAAGAUAUCUAAGUCGAAUGUACAAAAUUGUGAACCAUCUAGUGAAAAUAAAUCUAAAUCACCUAAAUUAGAUAUUGAAAAUAACGAUGAUGAUGAUGAGGAGGAGAAGGAUGAAGAUAAUGAUGAUUAUGAUGAUGAGGACGACAAUAACGAAAAAGAUGAUGACCAUGAUAAUGAUGAUGUUGAGGAUGAUGAUGACGGUGACACCGUAAAAGAUGGUGAUAACAAAGAAGAAGAAAAAAGAAAAUGAUGAUUUAUUUUAAGUUAAAGAAGAUAUGCUAAUAUGUUAUAAUGAAUAACAAGUGCUAGUGACACAUGCAUUAAUUGUUAUAAAUAAAAUGAUUAUCAUAAAGAAAUAUAUGAAUCUCAAACAAUAAAAGCAAAAUAGAUAAAAAUAUAACCUUCUUGAAUUGUAUUUGU